AUGUCAAUGGAAUAUACUGAAAUUAAACAAAUUAUUUCAGAGAAAGAUAUAUUAUAUACCAUUAAAAGUUGUUUUAUUGGAGAUUCAUCAACAAUUGAAGAUAGAAAAGUAUUGAUGUGGAAUUGUUUUUUAGCUCUAGUAUUAAAUAUUAAAGGAAAGAUUGGAAGAGUUACUCUGGAAAAUUAUGAUAAUUUUGUUAAUAGAAAUAGUAGUUAUUUUCCAUUUAAAAAUGUUACUAUUGCUGUUGUAGUGUUUAAUUCUCAAGAUGACUCAUAUAAAAAUAUAAAAAAUUGGCAUGGAGAAGUAUCAAGAUAUUGUGGAUCUUAUGAUAUUCUUCAAACAAUCAUUGUUGGAAUGUUUCCAGAUGAAACAUAUCAUCAAAAUUUACCAGAAAAUAUUCAAAUGGCGAUAUCAAGUAUUCCGAAUUCAAAGUUUUUUUAUUAUUACCCAAGUGGUACUGAUGAAUUUAGGAAAGUCUUUUUCAGUACAGUUGUCAAAAUAAGAGAAUUAUUAUUUUCAGAUGAAAAGUUAAACGAGAUUCAAAGUAUGAAACAAAAACGAACAGUCGUUCAAAAAAAAAUAAUAGCACCACAAGUAACAUCAACUAUUUCUUCUUCAAUGAAUAGAAAAUUAAAAUUAGCUUCUAGAAAUGAAGAUGAAUUGGUUAUUUUAUUAAAAGCAAUUGUUUUAGGAGAUGAAAGUGUAUCAAAUUCAUGUCAUCGUAUUACUCAACAUAUUCUUGGAUUACCAGAAGCUAUUGGAGAUGAUAUUUAUGAAUAUGUUUGGAUACCACAACAUCUAAUUCAAAAAGAAAAUAUGACAAUUAGACUUAGAAUGGAUGUUUAUAAUCAUAAUAUUCCUUCUGGGAAAUCAUAUACUCCAUAUUUUAAUACAUUGAUAUCAAUUAUUGUAUUUAGAUAUGAUGAUAAAGAAUCAUUCAAAAAUGUAGUGAAUUGGUAUCAAGAAACACAAAGAUAUUCUAAUUUACAAUCAAAUCAUUAUUUUAUUGUAGGAUGUCAAUAUAAUGAUACUGAACAAAUUAUAAAAGAUCAAGACACUGAAAAUUUAUUGAAUUAUAUUUCUAAACAAAAAGAAAUUCAAUUCUUUAAAGUUACAGGAAGUAAUUGGGAUGAUUUAACUAAUAAAUUCUUUUCUUUCGUUGAUGAUGUUUGUAGAAUUGAAUUUUCUAAAGAAUUCUUAGAGCAGUGUGCUAGUUUAACGAAAAACACAAAACAUACACUUACUUUAGAUAACACACAACAUACUAAUGAUAGAAAUAAACAAUAUCGACCAUUUAUUUUAGAUGAAGAAAAUUCAAAUAUUGAAAGAGAUGAAGAGUCAGGAUCAUUAUUAGGAAGAGAGAGAAAUGAAGAGCCAAUGGAAUUUGAAUAUUCAACUGAUUCAUGUUGUUGCAUUCUUUUUUAA
This is a messenger RNA of Entamoeba histolytica HM-1:IMSS, 1425 nucleotides long. RefSeq lists its product as uncharacterized. Gene Ontology annotation, molecular function: GTP binding; GTPase activity. The record is from RefSeq and is a predicted model, not a curated record. Bases 1 to 1425 code for a protein of 474 amino acids. NCBI's taxonomy places the organism in Eukaryota, Evosea, Mastigamoebida, Endamoebidae. The transcript is spliced from 5 exons.